Molecule: messenger RNA, 798 nt
Organism: Impatiens glandulifera
Lineage: Eukaryota; Viridiplantae; Streptophyta; Magnoliopsida; Ericales; Balsaminaceae
Product: AT-hook motif nuclear-localized protein 20-like
Exons: 1
Coding region: 1-798 (265 amino acids)
Cellular component (GO): nucleus
Molecular function (GO): minor groove of adenine-thymine-rich DNA binding; DNA-binding transcription factor activity
Source: RefSeq, a predicted model, not a curated record
AUGGAGAACCGAUGGUGGACCGGACAAGUGGGUCUUCCGGGAAUAAACACUUCAAUAUCCGGCCGAUCAACACACAACAGGAUACCAGAUCUGAUCAGCGAUGACACCGAAGAAGAAGAUGAGAGAGAAAACAGCGACGAGCCCAAAGAAGGUGCGAUCGAGGUGGAAAACAGGCGGCGGCGGCCUAGAGGCAGACCGCCCGGUUCAAAGAACAAACCAAAACCCCCCAUCUUCAUAACUAGGGACAGCCCUAACGCACUACGAAGCCAUGUCUUGGAAAUAGGGACAGGAUCCGACGUGGCAGAAUCCAUGGCUCAGUUUUCAAGACGCCGCCAGCGCGGCAUAUGUGUUCUCAGUGCUAGUGGCCAGGUCACCAAUGUCACUCUUCGUCAGCCAUCUUCACCCGGCUCCUCAGUCAUGACCUUACCCGGAUUAUUCGAGAUCAUCUCGUUGAACGGGACGUUUCUACCCGGACCAGCCCCGCCCGGGUCGACUGGGUUGACCGUGUACUUGGGGGUUGGGCAAGGGCAGGUCGUAGGUGGUUGCGUGGUGGGACCGUUGGUGGCGGCCGGACCGGUGAUGGUGAUAGCUGCAACGUUCUCAAACGCUACAUACGAACGGCUGCCUUUGGAGGAGGAAGAGGAGGAGGAGGAUCACGGCGGUGGAAAUGGACCGGUUGGAGACGUCGGUUCGCCGGGCAGAUUGGGGCAGACGGGUUUCGGGUUGCCUCCAAACGGGCAGAUGAAUCAUGAUGCAAUUGCUUGGACCCGUCAUGGUCAUGGCCGCCCUCCUUAUUAA